AUGAAGAGGCGGCACGUUGUCUGAUGAUGGAGAGAGGGGGAGAAGUGGAGCUUAGCGUACGGCGCCAUAUUGCACUCAGAUGACACCACAAUAAGACGAAAUCACAAUUUUGCCAUUCUCUGCCCAUUUCAUCUUUCACUAAAUUUAUCUUUUUCGUUCAACUUGUAAUUGUAACGGAGCAAUUAUAAUAAUAAUAAUAAAAAAAGAAAAUCGUAACGGAGCAAAGCACACCACAUUCAAACUCUGCAGCUGUAUUUAUAUGCAUAUCCGUCUUACUCAUAUAUUUAACUUAAGCUAGAAAUCUGGGUGAAUUUAGUUCCCGAUGAUGGACAAAAAGAUUGAGUUGGUUAUAACUAUCUGGCCAGCAGCAUUCAAUGUUUCUUGUUUCUUCUUCCAAUUCUGUUAUUAAAUUUUUGUUUUUAACCGAAGCUACUAAAUUGGGGGUUGCAGAUUUAGAGGGACUAUUGUAAGAAGAUGAAUACGAGAGUCAGAACAAGAUUGCAGUCCAAGAAUGUUCCACUCAAGCCUGAAAAAGAAAAUGUGGAACUAAAGGGAAACAAACAAAGAAAUGGUACUAAAGCAGCUAAAACUCGACAAGCAUUGAGCAGAGAAAAGAAAUUAUCAUUGCAGCAAGAUGUUGAUAAACUGAAGAAAAAGUUGAGAUAUGAAGAGAAUGUGCACAGAGCUUUGGAGAGAGCUUUCAACAGACCUUUGGGAGCUUUACCCCGGCUGCCUCCUUAUCUGCCUGCACCUACACUAGAGCUUCUUGCAGAAGUAGCUGUCUUGGAAGAAGAGGUUGUUAGGCUUGAAGAACAGGUUGUGCAUUUUAGGCAGGACUUAUAUCAAGAAGCUGUUUACAUUUCAAGCUCCAAGAGAUAUGUCCAAAGUUUUGCUGAUUUAUAUGACUUAUCACCCAAUAAGAAUCCGAAACAUGAAAAUAUAAAGACCACUGCUAAAAGAAUAGGUGAAUCGACCACAUCCACAGUUACCCACUCGCGAUCUCUCUCAGUGGAUGGACAGGGAAAAGAGAAUCAAUUGUGUGCUAAUUCUAUGAAGAGUAACAAAAGUUCCUCAAUCCAUGAAGCUCAAACAAGCAAAAUGCCGGUGAAAAGACCGCCAUUUGAAAAUAAACCAGCUGAGAAGCAUUUACAUCCACAGAAAUUGCAGCUUGAAUGUAGAGCAGUAGGCUACGAUAAUGCAGAAGCAAGAAAUCGUGGUAUUGGAGAUGAGCAUCUAUCAGGGGAUAAUUAUCCAAACAAGAUUUCGGAGGACCUUGUGAGAUGCUUGUCAAACAUUUUCUUAAGAAUGAGCUCAAGGAAGACCAGACGAACUGCAGAGAAUCUGCCUUUUUUAUCGACAUUAGUUUCUCUAGAAAAUGAUGAAGAAAUUGAACGUAGAGAUCCUUAUGGUAUAUGUUCAGAAUUUGGGAAGAAAGACGUUGGUCCGUAUAAAGGUUUAUAUGCUAUUGAAGCUAGAACAAUCAAUCCGAAUCGAACAUCAAACUCUCUCUUUCUACUUCAUAGGCUAAAACUUUUACUUGGAAAACUCGUGUCCGUCAACUUACAGAACCUUACCCAUCAAGAGAAGCUUGCGUUCUGGAUAAACAUUUACAAUUCCUGCAUGAUGAAUGCAUUUCUAGAACACGGUAUACCAGAAAGUCCCGAGAUGAUUGUUGCACUAAUGCAAAAGGCAACAAUAAAUGUUGGGGGUCACUCAUUAAGUGCAAUAACUAUUGAACAUUUCAUCCUCCGACUGCCUUAUCACUUAAAAUAUGCCUUUUCGAAGGGAGCCAAAAAUGACGAAAUGACAGCAAGGUGCAAAUUCGGAUUGGAGUUAUCCGAACCAUUAGUUACAUUUGCCCUUUCCUGUGGAAGUUGGUCCUCCCCUGCUGUGAGAGUGUACACUGCAUCUCAAGUUGAAAAUGAACUGAACGCAGCAAAAAGAGAUUAUUUGCAGGCUGCAGUUGGGAUUUCAUCAAGGAAAUUUGCAAUUCCAAAGUUAUUGGAUUGGUAUUUACUCGAUUUCGCAAAAGACUUAGAGUCACUGCUGGACUGGAUCUGCCUGCAGUUACCAAGUGAGCUGGGGAAAGAAGCAAUUAAGUGCCUUGAGAGAGGUAAAAGCGAGCCUCAUUUGCAGUUUGUUCAAAUUAUGCCAUAUGAGUUCAGUUUUAGAUACCUUUUGUAUACAUAAUAAAUUUCAUCACCAUUUUUGCUUCUUACAUGAUCUGGGGGGAAGUUGUGAGUAUCAAUUUUGUACAAAGAUAUAGGAAAUUUACAUUUAUCAUAACUAAAUGUAAUAUUUUAUCUUGAUGUAAGUAUUUGGAUAAAAAUAAAUACAUCUCAUGUUGCCAUUCUGCCUGAAA
Mercurialis annua (annual mercury) is the source of this 2362-nucleotide messenger RNA. RefSeq lists its product as uncharacterized. Lineage: Eukaryota; Viridiplantae; Streptophyta; Magnoliopsida; Malpighiales; Euphorbiaceae. The coding region runs from base 475 to 2190 and encodes 571 amino acids. The record is from RefSeq and is a predicted model, not a curated record. The transcript has 11 exons.